This is a messenger RNA of Trichomycterus rosablanca, 1548 nucleotides long. RefSeq lists its product as uncharacterized. The coding region runs from base 32 to 1123 and encodes 363 amino acids. The record is from RefSeq and is a predicted model, not a curated record. Gene Ontology annotation, molecular function: oxidoreductase activity. NCBI's taxonomy places the organism in Eukaryota, Metazoa, Chordata, Actinopteri, Siluriformes, Trichomycteridae. The transcript is spliced from 11 exons.
UACCUGUCACACUCACCACUACAGCGAAAUCAUGAGCCUGACAAGAUGCCUUCUGGUGCAGACGGAGGUUCAGGCGUUUAUUGAGAGCUGCAUGCUGGCAGUGGGCACCAAAGCAAGUCAUGCCCACAGUCUGGCAAAAGUGCUUGUGGAGGCGGACCUGCGCGGCCACUACAGCCAUGGACUCAACCGCAUGGAUUUGUACGUGAAGGAAAUCCAAGGAGGAAUCUGUUCUCAGGAAGGAGAGCCGGUUGUAGAGAAGGAGUCAGCAGCUACAGCUCUCGUAAAUGGAAAGAACGUCCUCGGUCCAGUUGUGGGAAACUACUGCAUGAGUUUAGCCCUAAAAAAAGCACAAGAUGUGGGAAUCGGCUGGGUGGUUGCCCACGGGUCCAACCACUUUGGCAUUGCUGGCUAUUAUUCCAUGCAAGCACUGAAGGAGAACAUGAUUGGAAUGUCCUACACUAACUCCUCUCCUCUAGUGGUUCCAACUCGAGCCAAAAAGUGCACUUUGGGGACAAACCCCAUUAGUGUUGCAGCUCCUGCUAAGAAUGGUGACAGCUUUGUGCUGGACAUGGCAACCUCUGCUGUUGCUCUUGGAAAGGUGGAGCUUAAUGACCGCAGUGGCCACUCUAUCCCAGAAGGUUGGGGUUGUGAUGCCCAGGGUCAUCCAACCUCUGACCCCAAGAAGGUUCUGUCUGGAGGAGGCCUGGUACCCGUGGGUGGCAGUGAAACCACAGGAGGUUAUAAGGGCUACGGACUGGCACUUAUGGUGGAGUUGUUCUGCGGAAUUCUUUCUGGUUCAAACUACAGUGAACAUAUACGCACAUGGAAAGUGACUGACCGCGUAGCAAACCUGGGUCAGUGUUUUGUGGCAAUCAACCCAGAAUUUUUCGCUACUGGUUUUGAAGACAGAAUGUCAGACCUGCUGUCCCUACACAGGAACCUUGAGCCGGCUGAUCCUCAAAAGCCUGUGUUGGCUCCAGGAGACCCAGAGAGGAAACAUAUGCAGUUGUGCCAGGAGUUGGGUGGCAUUCCAUACCACCUAAGUGUGGUCAACCACAUGAAUAAGUUGGCCAGCACUUUGCAAGUGAGUCCUCUACUGCCCACCACCAAACUUAUUCAAUGACAGAAGCCUGCUGCUCGUUCCACGUGUGCUUACUUCUACAUUCACAAUCAGUAUAUAAAGUAAUAGAACACCUAUUACAUUAUUACAGGACUGAGUAACUACAGAUUCACACAAUUCUGAUAGUUGUUAACUGAUUCAUCAUGAUUAGAUGUUUUGCUUUUAUUAUGUGCACUAUAUACUCUCAUAAGACACUGAAUUAUUUUUCUAAAAGUAAUACAUUGUAGUUGCUUGUAGAUACACAUUAAUAAAGUGUAUAAUGGGUUUUAGUGGGAUGUUUUAAUCAUAGCCAACCAGCAGGUGGCGCCAUGCUUCCAUGGCGGUAUGGCUUAUUCAGCACUUAAAAACGCACAAUACAAAUACACAAAUACAAAUGUAGUGAUAUAUGUCUGUUACAAUACAUUUUUAAUAAAAUCUAGCAAUUGCCA